This is a messenger RNA of Orbilia oligospora ATCC 24927, 1095 nucleotides long. RefSeq lists its product as uncharacterized. The transcript has a single exon. The record is from RefSeq and is a predicted model, not a curated record. Gene Ontology annotation, molecular function: protein binding. Lineage: Eukaryota; Fungi; Ascomycota; Orbiliomycetes; Orbiliales; Orbiliaceae. Bases 1 to 1095 code for a protein of 364 amino acids.
AUGGAAGGGGGGGUCCUCGCGGAUAUUGCUAACGAACGGAAUAUGGAACCGCUAAUAUCUUUGCUUCCGGAGAAUGUGCUUAUCAGGAUCAUGGGCCUCCUCAACUUGCAUGAUCUCAGUUCUUUGGCUUCGACCAACAGGUCGACACGAAAAAUUCUCGAACUGUAUCCGGCGCAAGUUGUUGUACCCUCCCUCGAAAAAACUCUGCCAAAGACAGAGAUCUUGAGAUGGUUUCCAUUCCCUGGUACCUCAGUCAAUUCUGAAACGGCUUUCGAAAUCACUAUUGACCAUGAAUUGACUUCAGCUGAGCAAAGGGGAUUAGGGACGUCCUCCAGUGGUCCAACUGAGCCCUACUCUACGGCCCGUCAUCUAGUAUAUCUCCGACAUGCAAAUCGUGUAUGGAGAGUCUUUGAUGGAAUUUUUUUCUUCAGCAAAUGGCUCCACAGAGUGGAAAGGCAUGGAAAUAACGGAAACCACGACUGUUCAACGGAAUACCGCAAAUCCAAGAUCUGUAACGAAACGUUCAGGGUGGUCCUUUUCCUCGCCCAAAACGAAGUUUACAGCCUCCACCGAUAUCUUAGACAUUGCACCGUCGAAGAGCGUAUCGCUGUGAGAUGUCAUCCACAGGCAUUUGAUAAAGUCGAAUUGCCUUUGCCGGAAAACUGGUGGAUUAAAGGCAGGGUUUUGUGGGCCCAUCGAGGGAAGCUCAAAGAGAUUGAAGCCGAGUCUCCUUACGGGAAGGAACAUUCGCGACAGUACCUGGACCACAUGCUUGCCGUCGACAGAGAUGCCUCCUUCCAACACCGUAGGAUGUGGCUGGCCAAGUACCUAACUAAGGAAGCCAACAUAACACCUGCGAGAAAGAUCGAAGAAUUCGAGAAAAGGGCGAAGGAGUUCUGGUACAGCAAAGGUAUUGUUGCGGGACUUGUCUUCACUCAGGUCGCACCUCUUAGCUGGUGGCACGACUCCAUGGUUAUGGGAGCAUGGCAAUCCAAAGAUCGCGACAUUCGAGGGUUUGAGCACAUGCGAGAUGUCUCUAUUUCAUGUUAUCAGAGAGCUAUCAAGGUAGUCGAUACGUUAGCUAUUAAGCAUUGA